Messenger RNA from Mycotypha africana, 321 nucleotides. RefSeq names its product tubulin binding cofactor A. The transcript has 4 exons. The coding region runs from base 1 to 321 and encodes 106 amino acids. Gene Ontology annotation, biological process: post-chaperonin tubulin folding pathway; tubulin complex assembly. The record is from RefSeq and is a predicted model, not a curated record. Lineage: Eukaryota; Fungi; Mucoromycota; Mucoromycetes; Mucorales; Mycotyphaceae. Gene Ontology annotation, cellular component: microtubule cytoskeleton; cytosol. Gene Ontology annotation, molecular function: beta-tubulin binding.
AUGCCAAUUUCGCAAUUGAAAAUAAAGACGAACGUUGUAAAAAGGAUUCAUAAAGAACACGUUGGUUAUUUGCAAGAAGCAGAAACUCAGCAAAAGCGUAUUGAUAAGCUGAUUGCUAACAAUGCUGAUGAAGCCGAUGUCAAAAAACAGAAAGAAGUUUUAGCAGAAACACAUCAAAUGAUUCCUGACGUGAAAAAGAGACUUGCGAAAGCAUAUGAAGAUCUACAGGACGCGUUGGAAAACAUCGAGAACGCUGAUAGCAACGAAGUCGAAGAAGCUAAACAAGUAUUAUCUGAUAUCCCUGCCGAUAUAUCUGAAUGA